Molecule: messenger RNA, 2959 nt
Organism: Chlamydomonas reinhardtii
Lineage: Eukaryota; Viridiplantae; Chlorophyta; Chlorophyceae; Chlamydomonadales; Chlamydomonadaceae
Exons: 21
Coding region: 215-2245 (676 amino acids)
Source: RefSeq, a predicted model, not a curated record
CUCGUAGGAUACUCACUAACAAUAACAUUUCUUGACAAUGUGGCACCUAGUGCUGCUUGCUUCUGUUCUGCCGCUCAGCGUUUUGUCGCAGCGACUUUGCGAACGGAGUGGUUAUUGUUCGCUCGGGAAAAUCCAAGGGUACAUCGGGCCCUUGGACACCGCAGCGCAACUAAAGGAUGCGCUUGAAAAGACGCAUUACAAAAAGGAGCUCAUCAUGUGGGCAGACGAUCGGGUGACGGACGGGUCGCAAGGCUUGUACCGUCUGCGCGAGGCGGGCUACGCCCAUGUGCUUGGCGUUCUGGAGGAGCCGGUGCAGUGCGAGCGGUUGCGCUACGUGUUCCUGCCCUGGCUGGCGGAUGAAGGGCCGGUGUCGUGCGGCACCUACGCCACCAAGGACCCCGUCACGGGCAAGGACUACCCAUUUAGAUUCAACUACUUUGCCAGGGGCAUUGGCAUGCCCGCUUGGUGGAAGAAGUUCUUCACCGCAGGCCGUGCUGUGGCCCUCGGCUAUAACGUCCUUGCGGUUGACUUAGAUGUCCUCAUCAUGGACGACUGGUACUUUCGAGUAAAGCAGCCGCCGCUUAGUAACUACCACAUGCUUAGUCAGAACGAGUGGGGGAUAAACCUGAACUGUGGCUUCAUGUACUUUCAGAACGCCUCGCCCACCGGCCCGGUGGCCUGGAUCCUGUUCGACUACAUGUACCGCGUGGUGCGUUGGGCGGAGGACGACACGUGGCUGGCGGACACGUCGCCUUCCUACCGCACGAGCCGCGGCAUGCCGAUUACAGAGCAGGGCAUGCUUCAGGACUGCGUGUUCAGCUGCGUCAACGGGCGGCCCACCUACGCCGCCAUCCUCAACAUCUUCCGGGACGACAAGGAGGCCUACGCCAAGCUCAACACCACGGAGCACGAGCUGUUCCGGGCGCUGCAUGACCCGCUGCACAAAGUCUGGGAGCAGCGCAAGACCUACAAUGUAACGGGCGAGCUGGCUUCGGCUGUGUGUGAGCAGUACAAGGAGACUAACUGCGCGGCGCCGGUGGCCCAGGUGGCAAUAUCGACAGUAGAGCUCAAGAUGCCCCACAGUGGCGGCCAGUACCCGCUGCAGCUGGGCGGCUACCCCUUCAACAAGGCACUGGGGCCCUACGCUCUGGCCUACAAGGCGUCGUUCCAGGAGCUCGGCGUGCCUCUGCCGCCCGACCCCGAGGACCCCGCGACCGAGGCAGCGGCCCGCGCCGCCAAGCCCGAGCUGUUUGGCUACCUAGCCGUAAGGGACGGCGGCGACUCGCACUGCCUGGGCUGCUGGGCGCAGUCCACCUGGAUGAUGGCGGGCAAGCACGGCUGGUGGCACCGCCACCUCGUGCCUCCGCAGCAGCGCGGCAAGAUGGGGCUGGGCCACAUGUGGGCGGCGUUGCCACCCGGUGACUUCCAGAAGCACCUCAUCUACAUGUGGACUGGGCACUGGAAUCGGCGCAUUGCCGCCAGGGCGUCUGAGGGCCGGCAGCGGAUGUUCCUCUCCAACCAGCCUGUCAGCGGCCCCGGCGGCCGCGUGGAGGUGCCGGAGUGGAGGGCAGUGGUGGCAUACGCGCCCGGCGUCAUCCACUCCGGGCUAGGCAAGGAGCAGUUCCUGGCUGCGGCCGCGGGCCUGGCGCAGGUGGCGACGUCGCUGAGGGCCAUUGCGGCCUGGCCGACUGUGCCCUGUGACAGCGACUGGGCGCUGCUGCCUGAGGUGCGCGGCAAGAUCCAGAAACCCAUCAAGCACUCCGUUCCCUGGUCCACAUACCUGGACACCACGUUCCAGGUGGUCCCGUUUGGUGAAACGCUAGACACGUUACAGUGCGAUUGGCCAGGUUUUACGCAUGUCGACUGCAUGGUAAACCGGCAGCCGCAAGGCCAGGAAGUAGGGCGUGGAAUGAUGGGGGUGGAGUUUUCAGCGCUGCGCAUCGCACAGGGCGCCCGCGGCGCGCCCUCGCCACAGACCACCAUCAACCUGGGGAUGGGCCCCGCCCCCGCAGCCCCCGGCGUGCAGCUGGUUGAUGUGCCGUACGCCACACUCAUGUCGCUCAACAGCGAGGCGGUGCUGGACCGGCUGACACGGGAGUCGGUGGCGGUGUUCUGGCUGGACCGACUGGUGGGCAGCGUCACCAACAUGACGGGGCAGGCAGGGGAUGUGUACGGGCGGUGGCAGAAGAAGUGUCAGGCUCUGCACUACUACACCCUGCCGGCGGCGCACAGAGAGCGGUGGUAGUCCGGUUUGGAUGCGUGCACAGCAAAGUGGCGGUGUUGGCUCGGUUAUAGGGCUUUUCCGUGGUGGGGCUGGCAGGGCAUGCGUAGCGGCGGCAUGCGUACGUGUGCUGCGGUUGGCUCUGCUUUGGCAUCGCAGUUGCUAGGCACCUGGUUUGGCUAUGUGGCUGUGGAGACCGACCCCGUGGCUGUGUCAGAGGAACACUUGUCGGCGGGAGGGUCGCGCCCAGGUCGCGCCACUGUGCCAGGUGGCGCUACUGCUGAACCUGCCCACGUCUGUGAGUGUAUUCCCAAACUGGGCAGCCGCCCUUACACUCGGGCCGUGACUGAGGAUGCGCUGCGUGGGCACCCACGGCGGCGGUGCGCUGAGCGCAUUGGUGCGUGUCGGCGGCUCAGGGCUGCCCAGAGCCGCCUGCACCGCAUUUCACAGGCGCUAUGUCGGGCAUCCACGCCAUGUCGGCCUUCGAAAGGAGCCACGGCAGCCCCUGCCAGCUUUGGGCACAGUGCGUGUGUAGCCUUGCACGCACCCCUGGGCUGGGCGCCGCCUACUGGGGGUCCGUAUGCUAGCUGAUUCGCCCAGGUGUGAUGCCGGCGACUGCUAUGCAUGUACCCAGAGGCUUCUGGAGGGCUGGGGACAGGAGUGGGAUGCAGCAGUGGGGCGUGGCGGCCUGGCGGGCCCAGGAAGUGCACGCAGGGCAUGGCCAGGGCACCGUGGUGC